This is a messenger RNA of Esox lucius (northern pike), 1532 nucleotides long. RefSeq lists its product as uncharacterized. The record is from RefSeq and is a predicted model, not a curated record. The coding region runs from base 373 to 1464 and encodes 363 amino acids. Lineage: Eukaryota; Metazoa; Chordata; Actinopteri; Esociformes; Esocidae. The transcript is spliced from 7 exons.
GAAGUAUAAAGAUGUGGAUGGGACACACACCUUCCAUGUUUACCACAACUGAAGCUGUUUACUACACUUGUACAGUUGAAACACACAGAGAGAAGGUUCCAGACAGAAAGCGUUCAUGUUGCAAGUGACAGGACUGAAACCCACUGGAUUGAUUGAUAUGGAUGACCAGUGGACACCCAAGACGUAUGCCAAAGCUACUGAAAAGAGAAGUUAACCGGUAACUCAUGGCGUUAUGCUAAAAGGCUACACUGAUUUCUCACCAAAGAAAAGUCAAUUACGGUACAUGGCCUCAAACAGACGUACAGCAAAAAGAAUCUGACUACAUCACAAGUGAGCUUGCGUGUCGUCUACAGCAGCGUUUAGAGGUGGGGUAUGGGCUCUGCGGUCUCUAGGCCUAGGCUGAGUCAGGUGGCACCAUGUCCCAGUCCGCCAGACGGAGACCAGGAACAGAAGCCCAAUCAUUCUACUUUGCAAUGGACCAUCCCUGCUGUAUCAACACCACUGAAGCCACAGGAUGGCUCCCUAGGCUGUAGGAGGAUUAAUCAGUUGCCCCCACUGAAACUGGACAACCCUGCAACCUUCCCUCCGCUAUACGCAGAGUCCUCAUCUGUGCCAAGCGCCUUACCACAGAGUCAGCGCAACAUUUGGAGUCCAAGCAUCAUUCAUUCUCAUCCACCACGGAGACUACAGGCGUUGCAACCACUGGCGCCUCUUAGUGCAGGCCUCCAGGUUACUGCCAAUCACACGGCCAUGGGCAGGGACUGGAGAGAUGGGCAUGUCCUGCACUUUACUGCACCCAGCCAGGCGGAGCGAGGUGGUGCCAGCCGCCAACUGCAGGGAGGACUCCUGGAGGCACAGAUGGUCCUCUGUCAACAGGCCCAGAGGAGACGGAGAUCCCACUACAGACGAAUGCGAGAGCAGAGGCUGCACGAGACGAACAUCCGCACAGAUAAUGUUGGGAGACAUAGCAAGGGAAUACAGAGACUGCAUCUGCUGAACAGGCCAACACAAAGGGACAUAUUUUGGGAUGAGAUGACAGGAGAGAGCCUUGACCUUAGAGAGAUCCUUCUACCAAGCCCGGUUCCUCCAGAGCAGGAAGAGAGACGGCAGUCCCCAUCUGGACCACAACCGCAGCUCCUGGGGAGGGUUGAUGAGCUGACCAACAGUGACCUGGCUUGUGAAGGGCAGAAAACCAUGACUGUCACAGGCAGAGAGGCGGAGGGGAAAGAUGGUGGACAGUCCAUGAAGAAAACCUUACCUUGGAUGCUUGACUGGAGAAAAGAGAAACAUAGUGAGCCCAUUCCCAACCACUUGACCUUUUGGGAGGAAAGUGCGAGAACUAGUAGGUGGGAGGCCAGGCCUCUGGGAGGAAGUCAGAGAGAGGGGGUUAGAGGUCUGUGUCAUGUGGAGAGAGAGAUUUUAGAGCCCGAAAUGGACCAGGACCUGUUAAGUAAUCUGAAUUAAAAUGGUUCUUGAAUCUCAGGUUGCACAUGCUAACAUUUGGAAAAAUAAGAAAUUAUAGAUUUAUUAAA